This is a messenger RNA of Mucor velutinosus, 375 nucleotides long. RefSeq names its product histone H3.1. The record is from RefSeq and is a predicted model, not a curated record. Lineage: Eukaryota; Fungi; Mucoromycota; Mucoromycetes; Mucorales; Mucoraceae. The transcript has a single exon. The coding region runs from base 1 to 375 and encodes 124 amino acids.
AUGCUUACAGAGGAAAACCUCCAACAUCAUCGUCAAUACCACCAAGAAGAAGAACAAGACGGAGAGCACAAACCACUCGUAUCAACAGCCACAACCACAGUAACCAAUUAUUCGUCUAUCCAUCAUCAUGCAGCCAAAAAUUGCAAAAAGGCAAAUUCCACCACUUCAUCACAGGGAACCCAAGUAGAGUCUACACAUGAUAAAAAAGUGAUUAGCAAGGCUUACUGGCAAUCCGUGUUCAAUCGCUACUCGACAUCCGUCUAUCUAGAAAACAAAGGCAGCGUCGCAAGAGACCAUUUAGGUAAUUUCCUGGGUAGAGAGGGAUUAGAUCAUUUCAUUAACAUAUUUCACCAUUUUUGUUUGUUUCGAUAUUAA